This is a messenger RNA of Drosophila ficusphila, 1107 nucleotides long. RefSeq lists its product as uncharacterized. NCBI's taxonomy places the organism in Eukaryota, Metazoa, Arthropoda, Insecta, Diptera, Drosophilidae. The record is from RefSeq and is a predicted model, not a curated record. Gene Ontology annotation, molecular function: nucleic acid binding. Bases 1 to 1107 code for a protein of 368 amino acids. The transcript has a single exon. Gene Ontology annotation, biological process: DNA integration.
AUGAGUAGGACACCGUUUCCAACGGGUCCUUGGAUAUGCGUGGCUUCCGAUUUAUUGGGUCCCUUGCCAAAUGGCGAAUUCCUACUCGUUUUCAUUGAUUAUUACUCGCGAUACAUUGAGUUUAAAUUCCUGCGUUCUAUAACAUCAACGACCAUUAUCGAUGUAAUGAAAGAAAUUUUCUGCAGACCUGGUUUUCCCAAAUACUUACGGACGGACAAUGGACGGCAGUACAUCAGUAGCGAGUUUAAAGAAUAUUGCAAAGUUUGUGGCAUAGAGCAGAUUAGAACUCCGCCUUACUGGCCUCAGGCAAAUGGUGAGGUUGAAAAUAUAAACAAAUUACUAGUGAAGCGUUUAAAGAUCGCAUAUCAACACAAAAAUAACUACAAAGAGGAGAUACAGAAAUUUGUGUUGAUGUACAACGUAACCCCACAUAGUAGUACAGGUUCUGCUCCUACGCAGUUAAUGUUUAACAGGCUGAUCCGUGAUAAGAUGCCAGGGAUUCAGGAUUUGGGCGCGGAAGUAUUAGACUCAGCAGAACGAGACCAAGACUGCGUUGCAAAACAGAAGGGGAAAGAAUCAGCUGAUAAAAAGAGAGGGGCGAAGGAAAUUGAUAUAGGAGUAGGUGACAAGGUCCUAAUAAAAAAUGUUGUGUUCCCACAUAAGCUAACACCAAACUUCGACCCUACCGAAUACGAUGUUCUAGAGAGGAAAGGAAACAUAGCAAUAGUGUCAAGAGAUGGUAGACGUUUAACCAGGAAUAUUAGCCAUUUAAAGAAGAUACCAAUAAGGAGCCCGUCGGACAGUAGCUCCGAUCCUGGUUCUUUUCCACAGGUACAGGUGACUCCACCAGAAGAGUUGACAAACACAGAACAAUCGGAACACCAGCCAGCACAGACAGCCGGGAUGGAACCACCAAGCUUGGACCAAGGAUUGAAAUUAAAGCUGAUAAAAAAAGGAGGGAUGUGGGAACCUGCAUCGAAGAGCGAGGGCGAUGGCGGGAGCAGCGACGUCAGCGCCGACGUCAACGAUUGGUUUAUUAUCUCUCUAUUAUGUUCUAGUAGUGUGACACGUACGAUCGAUGGACCAGCAUCGCCGGUCCGCAAAUAA